Messenger RNA from Dissoconium aciculare CBS 342.82, 483 nucleotides. RefSeq lists its product as uncharacterized. Lineage: Eukaryota; Fungi; Ascomycota; Dothideomycetes; Mycosphaerellales; Dissoconiaceae. The transcript has a single exon. The coding region runs from base 1 to 483 and encodes 160 amino acids. The record is from RefSeq and is a predicted model, not a curated record.
AUGGCGAUCUAUAACAUCAUCUUGGCUGUCCUCCCUGUGCUGGCCGUCGUCGCCGGUUCUCCUCUCAUCCAAGAACGCGCCGGCGGUCCCGAAGCGAUCCCAAUCCCAGCGAACUGCACAACGAUCAACCCGCUGCCCCAUGCUUCCUGCGGCGUGGGCAAUGUGAGCGGUUACCGCGUGAGCGACGAAUUCAGCAAAGCCAAUGCCGGAUACUACGCCUAUUACGGCGCGACCGGCAGCGUCGCUGAGGCCAGCGACUUUUGUUUCAAGCAAACCUACGGAUACGGCAGCAGGGGCACGUACAAAGCUGCCGUGUUUGCGUACAACGCCCCGACACCGAAAGGCUACUUCGGAUCCAAGGGCGGCGAGCUGACCAAUGCCUGUCUCAUGUACAAGAAACCCCUUACGCCACUGGAUUUCGUCAAGGCUGAGGAUGGUCAGUUCACGAACGCGACCGCCAUCUCGAUCUACUGUCCUGCGUAA